AUGGGUGAUUUUCAAGUGGUUGGAGAAAUCAAGAAGCUCAACAAUAAAAAUUACAACACGUGGGCGACAUGUAUGGAGUCUUAUCUACAAGGUGAAGAUCUUUGGGAUGUCAUCGGCGGUAAUGAAGUUACACGGCCUAAAGAGGACACCAAUGGCACUUUGCGUAAGUGGAAGAUUAAAGCAAGUAAAGCUAUGUUUGCCCUAAAGACCACAAUUGAAGAAGAAAUGUUGGAGCACAUAAGAAAUGCCAAAACACCAAAAGAAGCAUGGGACACAUUUGCAACACUCUUUUCAGGGAGGAAUGGCACAAAUCCUACUUCUGCUAUUGUGGAUUCCAGGAUAAAAAGAAUAAUUAUUCAUGGUUUGAGACCCGAAUACGAAGACUUCAUUGCCACUGUUCAAGGAUGGCCGACUCAACCAUCACUUGUUGAGUUUGAAAAUUUGCUUGCCAACCAAGAAGCUAUGGCUAAGCAAAUGAGAGUGGUCUCACCAAAAGGGGAGGAGGAAACGUUCUACACCAACAAAAGUAAAGGUAGCUUUAAGUAA
Messenger RNA from Prunus armeniaca (apricot), 546 nucleotides. The record is from the annotation of a GenBank genome assembly. NCBI's taxonomy places the organism in Eukaryota, Viridiplantae, Streptophyta, Magnoliopsida, Rosales, Rosaceae.